This is a messenger RNA of Plodia interpunctella (Indianmeal moth), 3884 nucleotides long. It is a transcript of the gene Sf3b3, whose product is annotated as Splicing factor 3b subunit 3. Bases 175 to 3825 code for a protein of 1216 amino acids. Gene Ontology annotation, molecular function: protein binding; U2 snRNA binding. The transcript is spliced from 17 exons. Lineage: Eukaryota; Metazoa; Arthropoda; Insecta; Lepidoptera; Pyralidae. Gene Ontology annotation, cellular component: nucleus; U2 snRNP. The record is from RefSeq and is a predicted model, not a curated record. Gene Ontology annotation, biological process: mRNA splicing, via spliceosome.
GGAAGUUGAUGUUCACGAUGACAACUAUUUGUAUAGUACCGCCAUUUUGUUGUUGCUGCGCUUCUCUUGUCGACUUAGAUUAAAAGCCGGCGAUUAAAAUAAAUCUGGCCGCUACGCGGCCAUCAGCAUAGUAUUGUUUUCGUUCUUUUUCAGGCAAAAUAGGAGGCCAGCGAGAUGCAUCUGUACAAUUUGACCCUUCAAGGGUCUACUUGCAUCACUCAUGCCGUGCAUGGGAAUUUCUCUGGCACGAAACAGCAGGAGAUUAUUAUAUCACGCGGUAAAACUUUGGAGUUGCUUCGACCCGACCCCAAUACCGGCAAAGUGCAUACAUUGAUGAAGGUGGAGAUAUUCGGCAUCAUACGCUCUAUGAUGUCAUUCAGACUCACGGGUGGAACUAAAGAUUAUAUUGUCAUUGGAUCAGAUUCUGGACGCAUUGUGAUUAUGGAAUAUAUUCCUGCCAAAAAUAUCCUGGAAAAGGUUCAUCAAGAAACUUUUGGAAAGUCUGGAUGUCGAAGAAUAGUUCCGGGACAAUAUUUGGCAAUUGACCCAAAAGGCAGAGCUGUUAUGAUAGGUGCAAUAGAAAAACAGAAGCUUGUGUACAUAUUGAACAGAGAUGCAGAAGCCAGACUAACAAUCUCAUCACCUCUAGAAGCACAUAAAUCCAACACAUUAGUGUACCACAUGGUUGGUGUGGAUGUGGGCUUUGAGAACCCAAUGUUUGCUUGUCUUGAAAUAGACUAUGAAGAAGCAGAUAGUGAUCCUUCUGGUGAGGCUGCCCAGAAGACACAACAAACAUUGACUUUUUACGAGCUGGACUUGGGACUCAACCAUGUAGUGAGAAAAUAUUCUGAACCUCUUGAGGAGCAUGCAAACUUUUUGAUUACAGUCCCUGGUGGCAAUGAUGGUCCAUCUGGUGUCCUUAUUUGCUCUGAAAACUAUUUGACAUACAAAAACUUGGGUGACCAACAUGACAUCAGAUGCCCCAUACCUCGCCGCCGGAACGACCUUGAUGAUCCUGAAAGAGGCAUGAUUUUUGUGUGCUCUGCGACACAUAAAACUAAAUCUAUGUUCUUCUUUUUGGCACAAACUGAGCAAGGAGAUAUCUUUAAAAUAACCAUAGAAACUGAUGAUGACAUGGUGACAGAAAUCAAGCUGAAAUAUUUUGACACAGUUCCAGUGGCCACAGCGAUGUGUGUUUUGAAGACUGGUUUCUUGUUUGUGGCCUGCGAGUUUGGAAAUCACUUUUUAUACCAAAUUGCUCAUUUGGGAGAUGAGGAUGAUGAGCCUGAGUUCAGCUCUGCCAUGCCCCUGGAAGAGGGCGACACAUUCUUCUUUGCUCCGAGACCCUUGAGGAAUUUAGUUCUUGUCGAUGAAUUGGAUUCACUGUCUCCAAUAUUAGCUUGUCAUGUGGCAGAUCUAGCUGGAGAAGAUACACCUCAAGUAUAUUUAGCAUGUGGGCGUGGACCACGGUCCUCUUUGAGGGCGCUUAGACAUGGUCUGGAAGUAGCCGAAAUGGCUGUGUCUGAGCUGCCAGGAUCACCCAAUGCUGUUUGGACGGUCCGGCGACACAAAGAUGAGGAAUAUGAUUCUUACAUCAUUGUAUCAUUCGUAAACGCUACGCUUGUGCUCUCUAUCGGUGAGACCGUGGAAGAAGUGACGGAUUCCGGAUUCUUGGGAACGACUCCGACUCUGAGCUGCCAUGCGUUGGGCAGCGACGCGCUGGUGCAGGUGUACCCGGACGGCAUCCGCCACAUCCGCGCAGAUAAGCGCGUCAAUGAGUGGAAAGCGCCCGGCAAGAAGUCGAUCGUCAAAUGUGCCGUCAACCAAAGACAAGUAGUGAUCGCCUUGACUGGCGGUGAACUUGUCUAUUUUGAAAUGGACCCUACUGGACAACUGAAUGAAUAUACUGAAAGGAAAAAGCUGUCGUCUGAUGUAUCAUGCAUGGCAUUGGGUUCUGUAGCGACAGGAGAACAGAGAGCAUGGUUCUUAGCUGUUGGAUUGAAUGACAAUACUGUCAGAAUUAUCUCAUUGGAUCCAUCUGAUUGCUUGUCACCACGUUCCAUGCAAGCCCUCCCUGCUGGUGCAGAAUCAUUGUGUAUAGUUGAACAACCAUUCGAGUCUGGAGCUAAAUCGGCAUUACAUCUCAAUAUUGGUUUGAGCAAUGGGGUGUUACUGAGAACUACAUUGGAUUCAGUCAGCGGCGAUUUAGCUGACACUAGGACGAGAUAUCUGGGUUCUAGACCAGUGAAGUUAUUUAAAGUAAGGGUACAAGGAACAGAAGCUGUCUUAGCGGUGUCUUCACGAACAUGGCUCGGCUAUCACUAUCAGAAUCGGUUCCAUCUGACACCUUUAUCAUAUGAAUGUCUAGAAUAUGCAGCGGGAUUUAGUUCAGAGCAGUGUGCUGAAGGUAUUGUUGCUAUUUCAUCAAACACACUGAGGAUUUUGGCCCUAGAAAAGUUGGGUGCUGUAUUCAACCAAACCUACUUGCCACUAGAUUAUACACCCAGAAAGUUUGUAAUAAAUCCUGACAACAAUCACAUCAUUAUUUUGGAGACUGAUCAUAAUGCAUAUACUGAAGAAAUGAAAAAGCAAAGAAGGGUACAAAUGGCACAAGAAAUGCGAGAGGCUGCCGCGGGUGGUGGACCUGAAGAACAGCAACUGGCUAAUGAAAUGGCUGACGCAUUUCUCUCUGAUACAUUGCCAGAAAAUGUAUUUUCAUCGCCUAAAGCUGGAGCAGGCAUGUGGGCGUCGCAGAUCCGCGUGGUGGACAUGGGGUCGGACACGCCGACGACGCUGAGCGUGACGCCGCUGGAGCAGGGCGAGGCGGGCGUGUCGCUGUGCGCGCUGCGCUGGGCGGCGCUGGGCGACGCGGCGCGCGCUCACCUGGUGGUGGGCGUCGCGCGCGCCGCCGUCUUGUCGCCUCGCGUCUGCUCCGAGGGCAGCUUGCACGUCUACAAGAUCUACGGAAGCACGGGCAAACUGGAGUUGGUUCACAAGACGCCAAUAGAUGAAUAUCCGGGCGCGUUGGCAGCGUUCAACGGUAAACUAGUGGCGGGCGUCGGUCGCAUGCUGCGGCUCUACGACAUCGGCCGGCGGAAACUGCUGCGGAAAUGCGAAAACAGACACAUUCCGAAUCUCAUUGCAGACAUCAAAACCAUCGGACAGAGGAUCUUCGUAUCGGACGUUCAAGAAUCAGUAUUAUGUGUCAAAUACAAGAAACGAGAGAAUCAAUUGAUCAUUUUCGCAGACGACACGAAUCCAAGAUGGAUUACAAAUACAUCUAUUCUUGACUACGACACUAUAGCGAUGUCUGAUAAGUUCGGCAACAUUGCUGUUAUGAGACUGCCGCAGUCUAUUUCUGAUGAUGUAGAUGAGGAUCCCACAGGGAACAAAGCUUUAUGGGACAGAGGUCUUCUCAAUGGGGCAUCACAGAAAGGCGAAAUAGUGGUGAAUUUCCAUAUUGGUGAGACCGUGACGUCGUUACAAAGAGCCACGCUGAUCCCCGGAGGGUCGGAAGCGCUGCUGUACGCGACCAUCGGCGGCUCACUCGGGGUCAUGCUGCCGUUCACUUCCAGAGAAGACCACGACUUCUUCCAACACUUGGAAAUGCACAUGAGAAGUGAAAAUCCGCCGCUAUGUGGGCGUGAUCACCUGUCUUUUAGAAGUUACUACUAUCCGGUCAAGAAUGUAAUAGAUGGCGAUCUUUGCGAACAGUUCAACUCGUUGGACACUGAAAAACAAAAAGCGAUCGCUGCAGACCUGGAGCGCACGCCGGCCGAAGUGUCGAAGAAACUAGAAGACGUAAGAACCAGAUAUGCAUUUUAAGUUAGUGAUAAUUUUAGUAAUUGCUCUGUUUAAGUUAAGAAAUAAAUUAAUGAAUUGAA